Messenger RNA from Macrosteles quadrilineatus (aster leafhopper), 2541 nucleotides. RefSeq names its product serine/threonine-protein kinase Sgk2-like. The coding region runs from base 173 to 1678 and encodes 501 amino acids. The record is from RefSeq and is a predicted model, not a curated record. Gene Ontology annotation, biological process: protein phosphorylation. The transcript is spliced from 11 exons. Gene Ontology annotation, molecular function: phosphatidylinositol binding; ATP binding; protein serine/threonine kinase activity. Lineage: Eukaryota; Metazoa; Arthropoda; Insecta; Hemiptera; Cicadellidae.
UUUGUUGUGUUUCUUCUUUCUAGUUUCUAGUUUCAAUCGUCUGUUUGAGUUUUGAAAGAGUGAUUAUUAUGCGUCUUGAAGCUCUAGCUUCAAUUGACAUUUGUUAUUAAAUAUUUCAGAGUGUAAUCUCUCAUUCAAGUUCUCUUCAGUGGCAGCAUUGACGUGUCAGCGAAUGACGGCCAAACCUGAGAGCUCGCGACAGUCCGCCUCCGUUGACAUCGAGGCCAGCGUUCAGAAAACCGAAACUUGGCACCUGAACAAGAAAUUCACGGUGUACAAAGUCGUAGUUGUUUCAUCCACCGAGUGCUGGUUCGUGUUCCGACGCUACAAUGAGUUCUACGAACUGCAUCAUAUCCUCAAGAAACAGGUGCCUAACUUGCAGCUCAAGUUCCCAGGCAAGAAGCUAUUUGGCAACAACCUGGACCCUCAGUUUGUGGCUCAGAGACGAGAAGGGCUCAACACCUUUGUCCAACAACUCAUGCAGGACCCCAAACUGCUCAACAUUGGUGAAGUGAGGACGUUCCUACAACUGGAUGGACACAGACCAACUGCGGAGGAAUCCAGCACUGAAGAAAGUUGUGAGAAGGCGGAGGAGGACGAGAAUUUGAACUUAGGGCCAACCGAAAGAACCUACGCAAGACCAAGUGAUUUUGAGUUUCUCCAUGUGAUUGGCAAAGGUAGUUUCGGCAAGGUGUUGUUGGCAAGACAUCGAUGUGAUUCUAAAUACUACGCAGUUAAGGUUUUGUCCAAGAGGCUGAUUUUGAGGCGGAACGAGGCUCAGCAUAUCAUGUCAGAGAGGAAUGUACUGAUGAAGAAUCUCCAUCACCCGUUCUUGGUGGGGCUGCACUUCAGCUUCCAGACAAAGGACAAGCUGUUCUUUGUCCUGGACUAUGUCAACGGAGGCGAGCUCUUUUUCCACCUGCAGCGGGAGAGGACAUUCACAGAGCCCCGUGCCAGGUUCUACGCUGCAGAGGUGGCGUCGGCACUUGGCUACUUGCACAGUCAGGGCAUCGUUUAUCGCGACCUCAAGCCAGAGAAUUUACUGUUGGACUGCACGGGUCAUGUCGUGCUGACUGACUUUGGCCUCAGCAAGGAGGGUCUGUUAGCAACAGACACAACCAACACAUUCUGUGGAACACCUGAGUAUCUGGCGCCCGAGGUUGUCAGGAAAGAGCCGUAUGACCGCAGUGUAGACUGGUGGUGUCUGGGCGCAGUGUUGUACGAGAUGUUGUAUGGUCUACCUCCAUUCUACAGUCGCAACAUAACUGAGAUGUAUGACCAGAUACUUUACCAGCCUCUAAGACUGAGGGUCGGGCCAACAGAGGCUGCCAAAAGGAUACUGACAGAGCUUCUGGAGAAAGACGCAUCACAACGUCUGGGGUCAGGUUAUGGGGAUUUUGAUGAUGUUGCAAGCCAUGAAUUCUUUCGAUCCAUCAACUGGUCAGAUCUUCUGGCACGAAAGAUCAAACCUCCCUUCAACCCUAAAGUGAAAGGAGAGCUGGAUAUGCAGCACAUAGAUCCCGCGUUUAUCCGAGAGUCCCUAGGCUCCAUCGGACUGUCCCAGACGAGCGGAGCGCUCACGGCCAGUGUGAGGGAAGCAGACGAACACUUUGUAGGGUUUUCAUACUCCUACGCUGCCCCCAUCGACUACAACAACGACCGUGCGGCUGAGUUAUGAUGACGGCCUAGACUGCCCGCGUGCCCUACGUCAUAAAGUUACCCGUCGGCGCCAAUCAUACGAAUCUCAUACGUCAGUAACCCUAAGUCUGUUGUCGCAGCCCAUUGUUAUACAGGUAUUGUCACCUUUAAGAUUUUGAGUAAGAUAUAAAAAUAUUAGUAGUUUUACACUGGUGCUUUGUUAGAUUUUAAAAAGUGUUUGCAAAUAAAUAUUUAAACUGUUUGUUAAAUGUUUUAAUAGUCAUUUUAUUGUCUUUAAUUUUUUGAAAACACAAAUAGAAGUAUCAAGCCUGUAUGAAAAAAUUGUUAGUGCAGGUUAACAUUUCUUACAUUCCCACAUACCAUAUCCAAUCCAUGAGGACUUUGCAAUACAGUACAAGACAGAUAUGUUAGCCCUCUUCUACUUUAAUAGAUUGGGGCCUGUCUAUCUGUAUGGUAAGUGGUAGUCUGUAAAUAGUGUUAAUUUAUUGAGAGUAUUAUGAGCAUCCUAAUAACAUAAUCUCUGUGUAUGUAAUUUGUACAUGUUAGUCCUAUCUUAUAAUAGCCAAUGGUAUUUUACUACAACUAUGAUUUUUCUUAGUUUAAGAGUUAGAUAUACUAAAAAAGGGUUUGAUAUUCCUGGACUUUUUCCUACGGAAGGUAGUGGAUGUGGUUAUUUUCAGUUGGUGUUAAAUGAAUAAUUAAUCAACAAGUAAUUGAGAAAAAUUGCCUUAACAUUAAAACUUAUUUAGAAGUGUAUUUUUAUAGGUCAUAGUAUGUAUUUGAGACUGUUGCGCCUAACACCUGAUUUAAAAGACUUUUGUUUUGUUGGUAAGUGAUUUUGAUUUGAUCAUGAAAACUACCUUGCAACGGCUGAAAUGUAAA